CUUCAUGAAAAGUCUCUCAUCCUCAUCUCAGCGCGCACAGAGUAUUAAUUCCUUCAAGUGACAACCUCAAAUCCUCAUACACCCACAAUGUCACCUCGGUUUACCAUGGACGACGACGCAGCGUCCCUCGUUUCCUCGCAAGAUUCAAUCACGGGAAUGGAGUUUGUUCAAAGAGCCAACCAAAUGAUGGCUGAUGUACUGAUUCCUUUCAUCUCCUUCUUCUUUCUGAACUGACAAGAUGAUUUCCAGACGAAAAAACGUCGUGAUGCAAAGCGUAACAAAAUUGAAAAUGAGCGUGCUCAGCGCAUCAAGGAUUUCAAGAAGAAGCUUGGUGUUUUGUAUGAAAAUAGGAAAACUCAGAGGUGUGUUUGAGCCUUGAUGCAUUGCUAUAUUGGGUUUCUAUUUACAUCUGGAUUUGCAUGGGACAUGUCUUCUCGGUUGUACUUUCUAACUCUCGUUUUGGUUUCAUACGCAGACCUCUUGUACCUGUCAUUAACCAUGAUUUAGAUGUAAAAUCCAAAAGGCUCAAUGGAAACAACUCUCCAUCCUUAACACGAAACGCCAGGAGCUGGAGCGUCAAAUUCUUGACAGCAUGGCGGUCAUUGAGGGCAGCACUUUGAUCAUGGUUCGAGAAUUGGACGCUGUUCUCCUUGGUCGUUUGAAUGCUAUGAAGAGCCUCGCCAACGACAAGCCUGCUGCUUGAAGAUGUGUGCGUGUUGUGCUCUAACUUCUUGAGGGUACUUGCUGAUAUUCUCAUAGGAGAAAGUCUUCAUAUAACAUUCAAACAUUGCUAUCCAUUAUUGCUAUACACAUACUCACUUAUAGGACAUAUACUUAUUCAAGGCGUUGGCCAUAUGGAGAUGGAGGACUGGUUCAGGAAACUGGUCGGAAGAUACCAUAG
Molecule: messenger RNA, 901 nt
Organism: Sclerotinia trifoliorum
Lineage: Eukaryota; Fungi; Ascomycota; Leotiomycetes; Helotiales; Sclerotiniaceae
Source: the annotation of a GenBank genome assembly